Molecule: messenger RNA, 729 nt
Organism: Echinostoma caproni
Lineage: Eukaryota; Metazoa; Platyhelminthes; Trematoda; Plagiorchiida; Echinostomatidae
Source: the annotation of a GenBank genome assembly
AUUAAUGCCAUCGGGGCGCAGUUGGCUACCCAUCUUCGUGAACUGCUCGCACAAAAUAAGGAUGAGCAAAUCGAAGAUCAUUCGUACUUCAUUUGUGACUUGCCAAUUGCCCAUUUAUUCGGAUUAGAAUCUCGUUUGGCCAUGGCCCUGGGUGAUUAUGCACACCAAACUCUGUCCACGCCUCGUGCGGAUGGGCUUGACCAGUCCACUGCCGGGUUGGAUUGCUCCACUCGUUCAACGCUCGAUUCCAGUUCUUCCAGUCCUACUGCGGAGCGAUCGUAUUUUGUAGAGCGUGCCCGUCUGGGUGAGUGUAAACGGCUAACACUCAGUUUGGAGACCUGGAUGGGUGCGGAAGAAGCUCGUCUUACUGGUCAGAUCGAUUGGUUGAAAAAACAGCUAAAGGAUGCAGAUCUCUCGAAUUCCUACGAUCAGUCACAUACGUUUUCACCUCCAAACUCAGUGACCGAAGAGGAAUUGAACAAUCUUUAUCGCCGAUGCGAUCGUCUGGCCUCGGAAUUGGCUCAUCUGGAUGAAACUGAAUUGGCUGAAACCAAGAUACAACAAUCGCUUCAUCGACAGCAGUCGUAUAUCCAGCGACUAGAUAAGCUGGUCGAUCGUCUCACGUCCGCACGUCAAACGGAUGUGGAACGCGAACUGGAGCAGUUCAUACAAAGAGCUUCCAUUGAACAGUUUGAACAAACUUUGACCAAAGUCCUGCGCGGUAAGUAA